Coniophora puteana RWD-64-598 SS2 is the source of this 1980-nucleotide messenger RNA. RefSeq lists its product as uncharacterized. The record is from RefSeq and is a predicted model, not a curated record. NCBI's taxonomy places the organism in Eukaryota, Fungi, Basidiomycota, Agaricomycetes, Boletales, Coniophoraceae. The coding region runs from base 1 to 1980 and encodes 659 amino acids. The transcript has a single exon.
AUGGAAAACACACACACUAUCAACGCCUUCGGUCAGCCCACAACCCCAUAUGAACCUCCGACAGGGCAUCACCAGCAUGCUGCCUCCGAGACACCCUCUGCGCCUGCCAAAAUCGAGUCUAGUGCGGCAGAACAGGCCCCUCUACUGCCAACGUCAGCUGUCAAUCCUUUACUACUGCCUCAGAGGCGUCGUGUCAAUCCCGAAAGCCUCGCGCUUCGCUUGGGCCCGGACCUCGUGCGAGACCUCGAUGCUCUGAUCCUGCCCGGCAACAUAGAGAUGCCGUCAUUUGCUGUCCGAAAGGAGCUGCAAGAACGCUACAACAUUGACCGCAGACACAUCUACGACUACUUUCAUAGCAAGGGGCUCCGCGUCGUCAAAGAAGAUAAGAAUGGCAACCCCAUCCCACCAAGGGAGAUUCUGCCCCCUGAGCUGGUGCUGGAUCCAAUAGACUUUCGUGUGUGCGAUUCAAUACUGAUGCAUGUCUGCUAUUCCAUUCAGCCGAACCUUCGCCCUUUGCGACAGGCCCCGCCCAGAAACUCCCAUUAUCAAUCUGCUACGUGUUCUAAUUCUAAUCCGCGCGAUACCGGAUGGAAGCACCGAAACGCCCGUGGAAUCACCAAGAAGAAGCUCAGACGCCCCAGAAACUGUCCCAGCGACGCUAGCGGACCUGCGGCUUGUGAUCUUGCCAAUGUAAUUACUAGUCUACACACCCAAGUUCAUCAAGGAAGCCCAUCCAUCGGCAGCAACCCUGCUCGGAGUUCUCCUUGUGGACUAGAUCACUUUGACAAACACGAACACGGCUUCGCAGGCGACGGAACUCUUGCGGAUGCCAUCUUCCAUCUCAAACGUGCAGAUGCAGAACCAACGAUAGAUGACUCGGCGACAUGCGACACGACAUUGGUUGUAGAUGAUACUAUGGGCGACAUCCAAGAUCUGGGGACUCUGAUAGACUGCGAUCCACCGCAUGAGGAACUCGGCGUGGUCGCACCUCUGCCUUAUGACUCUCUGGCUCCGCUUUUUGACAAGGAACGAAACUGUCUGUACAAGUAUCUUUCUGAUUGCCUCGGGCCGGCCAGUGGUAUUCAGGAAUCCGUCGGCAGCUAUAGGCAGCACAUGCAGGAACAAACGAGAAUCUAUUAUGAACCCCUCACACGCAACUCCUGCAUUGCUCAGGAAACCCAAUCACCGUCGACACCCGCACAGGAUCAGCAAGGGGACAGAACCGUCAACGAAUUCCGAUCCUGGCUCACCACCGGAAACUUUUACGACGGAUAUGGGAACGGCAUACCAGCCAGGAAUCCGGUCAGCUCAUUUUUUGAGGCUCCGAAGAGGGUGAGAGAGCAAUCGAACGGUUUCAGUUUCUGUCUGCUUGGUGACCACGCGCCGACGACUUCCCUGGACGAGCUUUUCCCGACCGGCGCGAAAACCGAUCUUCCUGGACGUGACGUCAAUGCCUCACCCAUCCUCCGCUCCCGGCCUGCUGGUUCUCGAAUAAGCGAUGAUGACGGUCCAGCUGGAGAUCCGAAUUCUCAUCCGGUCAAUUUCGCUUUGCGAUGCCUGUCGGGACACAUAGACGAGCCGCAUCAAUCCGCAACUCUUUUCCGUGGACUUUAUGGACUUGAGAGGAAAAACGUCAUGGAGACGGCGGCGGCGGGACCGACGCGCCGUGCGGCGCUUGCUGAUUCGAUGGAACAUUCUCCUUUUUCGAACGCUGCUGGCUCGGGCUCUCAAAUUUGCUUCGCGAGCACAAGCUCAGCGAGUGACCGUCCCACCGCUAAUAGGCGGACUUCUCGGGGAGGCGCUGAUCAUCAUCACCACCACAGUCGCACUCGCUUCGCCCCGUACAGCCCUGUUCAUGUGAAAAAGGAGGUCCACGAGCGUAACAGGAAUAGGACCGGCGAGAGACCGUUCACACCCGCGACCCGCGGCCGAAGUCGAGGGCACAGGACCCGGACUGUGUCCGCUGGGGGAGGAAUCUGA